Phoenix dactylifera (date palm) is the source of this 924-nucleotide messenger RNA. RefSeq lists its product as uncharacterized. Gene Ontology annotation, molecular function: nucleic acid binding; RNA-DNA hybrid ribonuclease activity. Lineage: Eukaryota; Viridiplantae; Streptophyta; Magnoliopsida; Arecales; Arecaceae. The record is from RefSeq and is a predicted model, not a curated record.
AUGCACAUUUCGCCUGAGUGCCCGGACUGCUCGAGGAUGGAGGAGUCUAUUUUUCAUGUCAUUCUUGGAUGCCCGAGGGUCGCCCAAAUCUGGGGGUGCGCCUCUAGUCUCCUGGCACCCUGGCAGGGGUGGUUGACGACAGAGGCCAUCAUGCUCUUUCUGGAGACCUCCUCUCGGAGGUCAGAGGUCGAGGGCCCAAGAAUCAUGGCAACCUACCUGGCCUACCAUAGCUGGUUGGAUAGGAAUGCUCGGAUCUUCGAGAACAAGAUAAUGCACCCACUGAUGGUAGCAGAUCGGGCUCUUCUUCAGGCAAUGAAGGUCACUUGCGCAGCCACGUUGUCCCCCCUUAAGAUGACCGGAAAAAUCUGGGGCUCCCCUCCUCCUCUAGUAGUGCCCAAGAUCGUUUUGGUCUCCUUGGAGCCUCCACCUUCUGAUUUUCUCAAGGUGAAUUUCGACGGUAGUGUGGGUGAAGGUGGGAGCACUCGUGGCGUGGGCUUUGUCAUCAGAGACCAUGAGGCUAGACUGAUAGCGGUUGAGGACCAGAGAAUAUUUGACACCUCGGUCCUUGGAGUCGAGAUCAGAGCAGCAUGGGAGGGAGUUACCUAUGCGAGGCGGGUUCUGGGGGCGGACUACAUCCUCCUCGAGGGUGACUCGGCCAUGGUGAUUGAGGGGUUUCGGGGCCGAGGUCGUGAUGUCGGUUUCAGACCGCUACUAUGCAACAUUCGCAGGCUCUUAGCUGAGUGUGGACUGUAUGGCAACACAUAUGUCUACAAUGAGGCGAACAAUGCGGCAGACUGGGUGGCUUCAUUUGCUACCCACCAUGCUGGAGGCUUCAUCUGGGUUGUUCGUACAGUGAUGCCUCAUGCUUUGGGUUAUCUUCUUUCUUCUAAUUUAGAUAGCUGCUCCCAUGCUCGACAUGGGUGA